CAGCUUGCUGUCAAAGUAAUUCGAGAGCUUCCUUUGCUUUUCUUCCCAAUAAUUCCCUCGCCCAAGCCAAGGGAUUACAGAAAAGUUGGUAAACGAUAUUAAACUCUCAAAAUAUCGAAGACAAGUGCUUGUUGUUAAUAUAAGGCAGCUUCCCUAGUGAAAAAGGCAAAAAUCUGCACAGAUUUUGUAUAAGUAGUAGAACAAACAAAGCAAACAGCCGAAGUUCAGCUUUGUGUUCAGCGCAUCUGCUAAGAAAUAAUGCUGGGUAACAAUAGAAGGGACAGGUCGCCCUUGCGGAGCGACACUGUCGGCCGCCGACGCGAAAUAAAGAAUCAAGAACCUACGAAAUCUGGCGAUGAUGUGAACAAUGUUAUGAAUCCCAUGAUGAUGACUAAUAUGUAUCCACAAGCAAACAUGAUGAUGGCUGGUGGAAUGUACCCAAACAUGAUGAUGCAGGGAGCUAUGAUGGGUGGGGGCAUGAUGCCUACUCCAGGUAUGGAUAUGAUGUCUGGAACAGGUAUGGACAUGGUCCCUCAACCAACUAUGGAUAUGUCAGCUAUGGGCGGACAGGGUAUGGCACCUGCCGCACCUCCUGCUAUGGACAUGGGCAUGAUGGGUGGCAUGAUGAUGGACCCCUCCAUGAUGGGAAUGUAUCCUGGCAUGACUGGAGAUAUGUCAACUAUGCAAGACAAAAAAGAAAUCCUUUUUAAACAUGCUCGGCUCAUUCCUCCUGAUUCUAAUGCACCUAGACCUCUAAGAAGGUCUAAACCUCCUGGAUGCCGAACAAUAUUUGUAGGUGGAUUACCAGACAAGAUAACAGAAAGAAUUGUGAGAGAGAUUUUUGAGACUUAUGGCAGAAUACACACACUAAGAUUGUCUAAGAAAAACUUUUGUCAUAUUCGUUUUGAUAGAGAGGAGUGUGUAGAUCAAGCUAUGUUGAUAUCUGGAUACUGCAUUAAGCUAAUUAAUUUGAAAGAUAAAGAUGAUAUGAAUGAGGAUGAUGAUGAUGAAAAUUCACAUUCCACUACUGGCUGGUUGCAUGUAGACUAUGCAUUGAGCCGUGAUGAUCAAAAUGACUUUGAGCGCCGACAAAGACAAGCUCUACGAGCUCAGCAAGUACAGAUGCAGCAUUUGAAUGCUCAACAAGAAAUGGCGAGCCGCAGUAUAAGUUCAUAUGGUUCAGAUACACGUAGAAGAACACCAUCACCAUCCAGAAUACAACCAUACUCAAAUGCAGCUAUGGUUCAAUUGGCAGAAAAACUCAAAAAUGAAGAACAUUUUUCAACAACUCUACCGACAUUGCUAGCUUGGUUAGAGAGAGGAGAAUGCACAAAAAAGAAUGCAAAUCAAUUUUAUUCCAUGAUACAAGCUACAAACGCACAUAUACGCAGGUUGUAUAAUGAAAAAAUGCAGGCUGAAGAAGAGUUACUAGAUUGCAAGGAACGUGUCAAGAAUCACAUAGCUACUGUGAUUGAACAACUCGAACAGGUGGCGAAAGUGUUUGCCGCGUCGUCCCAUCAACGUGUAUGGGAUCACUUCACCAAACCGCAGAGAAAGAACAUCGAGACGUGGCAGAAAAUGACACAGGAGUUUAAUUCACUGAAGGAAGAAUUCAAUGAGAAGUUCUUUAGCGAGGAUGGAGAGUUUAAUGGUUUCAGUAGGUCAUCAGAACAUGGUAAUGAAGAUAUUCAACAAUUAAAGCGUGAGAAUGAGAGCCUGCAAUUUCAAUUGGAAGCAUAUAAAAACGAGGUUGAUGUUAUUAAGGCUGAUUCUAUGAAAGAGAUGGAAAAGUUUAAGGCCCAGUUCAUAGCGCGGCAAGCUUUGCAGGGAGCUAUGGACAAAAAUCCGCCAUUGCCGUCGCCGAUAGUGAAGCCACCUCCGCCGCCGCCGUUGCCCGAGGAUCUGGACUCGGCUGUGCAUCUCAAAGAGGCUGUCGAGGCUGGCUGUGGGGAAGCCAAACUUAUUGGAGUCAUGUCCGCUUUCUUACAAGUACAUCCACAAGGGGCCAGUCUGGACUACGUGGUGUCGUAUGUCCGCGCCAUAUUCCCGCACGUCUCCCAGGCUACAAUACACCAUGUUCUACAAAAACACACUGAUGUUUUCGAACGAACCACAAGCGGCGUUGGCGCCAAUAUUGAACAUCGUUGGUCAUUCAUUGCGUUCAAUAAAGAAGAAAAGGCUUCCACUUAACUAAACAUAGAGAGAUGAACUCUCUGCAUAUCAUAGUAGUUAUCUGCGUUCAAGAUAAAAUUGAAGCAAGAACCAAUAAUACUUCGUCAUGUACAAAUUGAUGUCUGAAUGUUUAGCUUGUAAUGACUAGACAUUGGGUUAUAAGCAUGUGCUUAUACAUAUCACUUUAAUUUUGCUGCAUUAUUGCAUAUUUUUUUAUAAAUCGUGCAUGAGUUAAAUAUGUCAGUCUUGUAUUUUGUGGGAAUGGUGUAAAACUAAACCCUGAUAUAUUUAUAAAAGUAAAAAAUACGUUUUUUUGGGAAUAAAGAAUGGGGUAUUUAUUAAAAACGACAUGAAGUCGUGAAAGCCAAAUCUCUGUAGAAGAAAUGUUGAGAAAAUAAAUCUAAAUUCAGAUUAUAACAAAGCUUUCUUAUAAUCCGUUGUCUAGGUGAUCCCCAGGCAAUUUUAAGCAAUCAAAAUUGGUAAAGAGAUACCUAACCAUUUUAGACUGCAGACUUUAUUCAUUAUAUAAUUUCAAACCAUUCAAAUGUUUAUUUUUCCAACAUAUGAUUAGUAAAAGUUAGAUGAUCAAUUAGAUUUUAAGUUCUAAAUAUAGAUUAUUAUUAAGACCUGCGUAAGGAGGCAUUUAUGUGUGAUACAUAAAAAACUUAAAACAAAUUUCUUUUACAAUAGAUGGAGGAGAAGGUAAUUAAAUUCCAAGGGAUAGGUAGCCAACUUAGUAUACUCUUUGUUAUUCUUUAUGGAUGGGACUAUUGUAAUGAUGCUAAAAUUGUAGCUUGUAAGGCAAACAAAAUAAACCUAAAUCCAUGAUUUGUCAAGAUGACAGAUCAAAAUAAUAUAGCCUGUUGAGUCAAAAUAUUAUUAACAUGUAUGAUAACAAGUUGCUGUUAAAGACUGGAAAAUGUAUGUGUCUUAUUAUAUUCAAAUAAAAUAUUAACUAUCCACAACUUAGUAUGGUUUAACUACCCAACAAUAAAAACUUAUACAUAAUACCAUUGUUAUGCUGUGAUUACAUUUUGAUGCAUCUGGCCCUUUAAA
Helicoverpa armigera (cotton bollworm) is the source of this 3228-nucleotide messenger RNA. RefSeq names its product ecto-NOX disulfide-thiol exchanger 2. Bases 259 to 2190 code for a protein of 643 amino acids. The transcript has 10 exons. Lineage: Eukaryota; Metazoa; Arthropoda; Insecta; Lepidoptera; Noctuidae. Gene Ontology annotation, molecular function: oxidoreductase activity; RNA binding. The record is from RefSeq and is a predicted model, not a curated record. Gene Ontology annotation, cellular component: plasma membrane; external side of plasma membrane. Gene Ontology annotation, biological process: ultradian rhythm.